This is a messenger RNA of Portunus trituberculatus (swimming crab), 2304 nucleotides long. Its product is annotated as cell wall protein DAN4-like. Lineage: Eukaryota; Metazoa; Arthropoda; Malacostraca; Decapoda; Portunidae. The transcript has 3 exons. The coding region runs from base 8 to 1216 and encodes 402 amino acids. The record is from RefSeq and is a predicted model, not a curated record.
ACGGGGAAUGCUGGUGCCCAGGAUGCAAGGUAACGGGAAUAGGUGUCUGGUGGUAAUGGUACUGGUAGGAAUGGUGGUGGUGCAGCCUAACGCCGCGCUUACCAAGAUAAGAGGGACGACCCUGCACGAAGAGGCAGGCCUGUGGAGACUUAACCAGGCUGACUCCUUCUGUUGGUGUCAGAAUCUAUGUUUGGUGAUGACAAACUGUACUGCUGUGUCUGUGCAGGUCGUGCUGGAUGAGAAAACAAGGAUAAUGAAAACAUCAAGCUCAGCCACCCGCUUCGAUUGUCUCUUUACAUCCCACGACACUCCACAGAAUCACCUGGUACCCUCCUCCAGCGGUGCCGUGAUCGUAAUGCUUUAUGAGGAGGCCUUAACAUCAACGACCGAGGGGACUACAACUACAACCCAGUACAAGGAGUUCACGACGGCACCACUAUAUAUUGAUUCAACAACAGCCAAGUCCGGUCAAACAGGAACAUUGCUGUGGACAUCACCACUAACAACCAACGUAACAUCAACAAAUGGGGCUACACAACCCUCAUCGAUACCUGGUGCAGCUACACAACUUUCAACAACACCACCACCGAUAAACAUAACAUUACCACCAGAUGAAAUAACAACACCAAUAAACAUAACAACAUUAUUAGUAAGCAUAUCAGCAAUAAACACAGACGCCACACCAUUCACAAACACAACAGACACAGCACCAACAACAAUUAAAACCACAUCACCACCAUUAACAACCGCAACAACAUCACUAUCAACAACCACAAUGCCAGCAACAACUGCAAUCACAACACCAGCAAAUGUACCACCAGCAACAACUACAACCACACCAGCAACAAUUAAAACACCAUCAACAACUGCUACACCAUUAGCAACCACAACGCCAACAACUACAACACCGACAAUACCAGUUUCCACAAUGCCAGCAACAACAACUACAACUUCAACACUAACAACCACAACACCAAUAACUACAGUGUCAACAACAACUACAACCACAGCAUCAACAACCACAACACCACCUACAACAUCAACAACACUCUCAACAACUACAACACCAUUAACACCCUCAACAUCACCAACUGCAACAACACUACCAUUAGCAACCACAACACCAACAACUACUACCACAACAUCAACAACAACCACAUCAUCAACAACCACAAUACCACCAACAACAGUUGUUGGUUCUAAUACAACACCAUGAACAACCGCAACACCACUAACUACAAAACCACAACCCCAACACUAAUAACAACCACAACAUCAUCUACAACCACAACGACACCAUUAACAGUCGCAACAUCAACAACAACAACAACACUACCAUUAACAACCAUAACACCCACAACAACUGCAACCACAACACCCAAAGCAAGAAUAAAGUAUAAUUGAGAUAAACAGAGAGGCAAAAUAAAUUGAUAUAGGCAUUAUUUGGCAAGCAGGCUCUUUGACAGAUAUAUUUCAUAUCACAUAUAUACAUAUCAUGUAUGUGACAUAUGUAUGUACUACCACCACAGUUAUACUAUUAACGACCACAACACAUUCAACAACUACCACCACAGCCAGUUUUGAUGAUGUGUUGGUUAAUUAAAAAAAAAGAGAGAGAGAGAGAGAGAGAGAGAGAGAGAGAGAGAAGGCGCCGCAACAUCUCGGUUAUAUGGCGGUCCACGGAGCCGACACACACCGAAUCCCUCUGUGAAAGACGAGCCAUCAAAGAAGUUUGCAUCAACGAUCCUUUUUCAAGCCCAGCUACUGCGAGAAAGUGACUUCCCAAGCCGCCGCAAAUUUGACGAGUGGUCUGUAUUACUUGAAGCCUAAUGUUAAUUAAUUUUAGUUGUUGGAGAUGAUGUGUACGCCCCCUAACUUGAGCACGUGUCAUGGAAUGAUAUUAGUACAUUGUGCAAUGUUGAAUCGUUUUGAGUUCAAGAUACAUACCUGGACUCAAGGAAGAAAAAUGAGGUUGUGAAUAUUAUAGCGAUUCAUAGAUUUGUGUUCCCUCAUGUACACCUUCAAGGGCAUAAAGGUGGAGAGAGCAACGCCCUUUACGUAGAAUCCUUAAACAGCAAACCCAAAGAGAAGACAGAAUAUGAAGAAUGAAAUAGAUGUUGUAGCACAUGUCUGUCCUUGGCUCCACCUCUUGUUUACACAACAAAAAAGUGAGAAAACGAAGAAAUAAAAGCCGACGCAAGACUACGAACCUAUUAAGCGUUUCAGAGUUUGAGGACACGUUUUUCUAGAAUAACUUUGUAAGGAACACGCAUAUCAUUAUGAAAUUUUGCCACAGUGUAUUUG